Molecule: messenger RNA, 641 nt
Organism: Ipomoea nil (Japanese morning glory)
Lineage: Eukaryota; Viridiplantae; Streptophyta; Magnoliopsida; Solanales; Convolvulaceae
Product: cysteine proteinase inhibitor B
Exons: 1
Coding region: 55-450 (131 amino acids)
Molecular function (GO): cysteine-type endopeptidase inhibitor activity
Source: RefSeq, a predicted model, not a curated record
CCCCCAUCGUUACCACAUCCAAAGAUACCACCACUUUUCUCUCUCUCAACUAAAAUGGCGAAAACUACACUCAACCUCUUCCUUCUCCUUUCCCUUCUGGCCAUAGCCUUGUGGUGCGCCCAAGUGAACGCCCUAGGAAGGAAGGUAGGCGGGAGAACAGAGAUCGAGGAUGUGAAGACCAACAAGGAGAUUCAACAGCUGGGGAAGUACUGUGUGGAGGAGUAUAACAGUGGCCUCAAGCAGAAAAAGCAGGGUACCGGGAAGUUGUUGAGCUUCUCGGAGGUGGUGAAGGCGGAGAAGCAGGUGGUGAACGGAAUCAAGUACUACCUCCGCAUCUCCGCCUCCACCGCCGGCGGAGAAGCCAACACUUUCGACGCCGUAGUGGUUGUCAAGCCCUGGGCCAAAUCUAAGGAGUUGCUCUCCUUUGCACCCGCUACUCCGUCAAAGUAAAGCAGCACCACUUCCGUCGUAAUUAUCAAAUACAAAAUGCAAAAUAGUUGUUGUACUGUGUUUUGCUAUAAAAUAAUGCAUAAAACCCUAAAUUUUGAUGAUCUGCUAUUUGAAGACAGUGUCUGUGAAUUAUGUGUCAUAUAUCAGAUUUAGCCCUGAAUUUAAUUUAAUUUUACGUUGUUAAUUCUCCA